AUGGAGAGUGCUUCAUCUGGUACUCCACGCCGAUGGACCGCACUGACUCAAAAAAUCAAAGCCAAUGGCGCGAGAUACCAGGCGCAUAUCCCUUUACUCAAACGCCUUCCUGGACCGGCUGUAGCAAUCAUACUGCUACUUGUAGCAAUCAACCUACUAGUAUGGGCAGCCUGUGGAAUCGUCCUCGCCUUCCACACCCCUCUCGUCACAACCGCCGUCCUAUCAUACACUCUCGGCCUCCGGCACGCCCUCGACGCCGACCACAUCUCCGCCAUCGACCUCAUGACCCGCCGGCUCGUCGCCGCCGGCCAACGCCCCGUCACAGUCGGCACCUUCUUCUCCCUCGGCCACUCGACCAUCGUCAUCAUCACCUCCAUCGUCGUCGCCGCCAGCUCGGCCGCCAUUUCGCAGCGCUUCGGCUCCAUCUCGCAGGUAGGCUCCAUCAUCGGCUCCUCCGUCUCCGCCGCCUUCCUCCUCCUCCUCGGCGCCAUGAACGCCUACAUCUUCCACAGACUGCACCAGCAACUCCGCCGCGCCAUCGCAUCCCCCACCACGCCGUCAGCCCUCGAUUUCAACUUCGACGGCGCAGGACCCAUGUCCGCACUACUGCGCAAAGCGCUCAAGAUCGUCGACCGGCCGUGGAAAAUGUAUCCCGUCGGCGUGCUGUUCGGCCUAGGCUUCGACACGUCGUCGGAAAUCGCACUCCUCGGGAUUGCAUCCAUUGAAGCGGCGUCGGGGACCUCGUUCUGGCUCAUCCUGAUCUUCCCCGUCCUGUUUACCGCCGGCAUGUGUUUGCUCGACACCUUUGACGGCGCGGCGAUGAUGAGCCUGUACACUUCUGCGCGCCUGGCGAAGGAUGCGAUUGCCGUGUUGUAUUACCAGUGUAUUCUGACGGCCAUUACGGUGAUGGUGGCGGUGGUGAUUGGAACUGUGCAAUUGCUGAAUAUGGUGGUCAACGUGCGGCCGGAUCUGAGCGGGGGCUUCUGGCACGGUGUGCGAGUCGCGGGAGAUAAUUACGACAUCAUUGGCGGUGGCAUUUGUGGGUCUUUUAUUGUUUUUGGACUCUUGGCCGUGGCGUGCUAUAGGCCAUGGAGGAGGCGGGUUGAUCGGAUGAGAGCCUCGACGACUCUUGAGCAUGAUUACUUUGAGUGA
Molecule: messenger RNA, 1152 nt
Organism: Neohortaea acidophila
Lineage: Eukaryota; Fungi; Ascomycota; Dothideomycetes; Mycosphaerellales; Teratosphaeriaceae
Product: high-affinity nickel-transport protein-domain-containing protein
Exons: 2
Coding region: 1-1152 (383 amino acids)
Biological process (GO): nickel cation transmembrane transport
Cellular component (GO): plasma membrane
Molecular function (GO): nickel cation transmembrane transporter activity
Source: RefSeq, a predicted model, not a curated record